Rhizoctonia solani is the source of this 591-nucleotide messenger RNA. RefSeq lists its product as uncharacterized. The coding region runs from base 1 to 591 and encodes 196 amino acids. The transcript is spliced from 5 exons. The record is from RefSeq and is a predicted model, not a curated record. Lineage: Eukaryota; Fungi; Basidiomycota; Agaricomycetes; Cantharellales; Ceratobasidiaceae.
AUGUCAGUUCCGACUAUUGUAAUUGACGCGAAACUCGCACUUAGACAGGCGCAACCAUCAUGGGCUGGCGCCAGGACCCCUCAGCCCCUCCCCGAGCAAUUCAGGUCACCUAAACCAGAAGUAAUGGCUAGUGAGACCAAGGAUUCACGUAUUGAAUCUGAUUCGAAGGACCCACACUUUAUGUCAAAAUUGAGCCAGCUUGGUCAAGUUCAAGUACCAAAUCCGCAAGUAGGCCAACGACUCCGUCCACAAUCAGACCGUUCACUCGACAUGAUUCGGGCACGCGAGGAAUCCGAACAGAUGGCCGCAUCAAACACGAUACCUUCCAAUCGAAUUUUGGCCCUUGUACUAUCUGACAUGCUUGACGCCCGAAAAUCGGCCAGUUCUACCAAGGAAAUAGGUGAAAUAGCCAAGUCAUAUGGAGUGGAUACCCAAACUCUGCAGAAUGUUGCCAGAUUUAUUAAUACGCCCAGCAUUGAUGCGAAAAAUGUCACUCGGAUCGUAGGCAAAGAUGGUGAAGAAAAGACAACUAUGGUGGCGACAUGGUCUGAGCCGCUACUCGAUAACGAGCACCAGAGGAUUGGCCCUUGA